Messenger RNA from Colletotrichum phormii, 369 nucleotides. RefSeq lists its product as uncharacterized. The transcript has 2 exons. The coding region runs from base 70 to 231 and encodes 53 amino acids. NCBI's taxonomy places the organism in Eukaryota, Fungi, Ascomycota, Sordariomycetes, Glomerellales, Glomerellaceae. The record is from RefSeq and is a predicted model, not a curated record.
CGUACGGAUCGGAUUCGCCUUUAACUGCUUUCUAUCUGUAGGUUGAUAACCCAUACCUACUCCAAAAAGAUGACAAGACCUGGCGGCGCGGCAAGAGAGGGAAAGAAGACAUCAUUUCGUCAUUGUAUCGCAACCCCCCCGGUCAUCGGAGGCUGGCCGAAGGUUUCCUGGGCUUUCUUGGUCUGGGCGCUCCAUGGGCCGGCCGACACACAGGCCAUGGACAUGCCAUGAGUGUGGCUAUUCCGAGCAUCAGCCGGACGGGACUGUUGCUCUUCAAAGUUCUUCGUCGUCGUAGAUGCUGGUAUUCAACAGGCCUCGUCACCCGCCUUGCAAGCCCCCCCCGUUCCGAGCCGUCAGGUCAACGCAAUA